AUGGGGUCCAAUAACUGGGAAGGCCCGGAUCAUGGCUUGCAUUUGGGUGGCCCAGAUGACGAGUUUCAGCAGUUUCUCGACAUGAACGGGAUGGGGAACAUGGCAGAUGGCCUACACUUCGAUUUCACGGACUUCCAAAACACAAAUGGCGGCCACAUCCCCCAGUCCCAGUCCAGGGAAUCCAUCGACACCACCAUGGGUGGCACAGACAACGGCAACAUGAUGCCGCGCCUUGACAAUGGCAUACAAGGCCAGAUGCACAAUGUUACCACUUCAACGCCUCUGUCUAGUAUACCCGCCAGCCUGAUGCCACCGCCCACGCCCAGCGAGGCGAUGGCCGAGAUCGACGCCCAGAUUCAGUAUCUCCAGCAGCAGAGAAUCCAGCAGGCACAGCGACACAUGGAGGAGCAACAGGCCGCUUUCUUCGUCCGGCAGCAGCAGCAAAGUCGCAUGGUUCCGCCGACACCCCAGAGCCUUGAACUCCAAGCUGGCACUCAGUUCUACAGCCCGCAUGACCAGAACCGGCAGGCCAUGUAUGACCGUUACUCGCAGCUCAAGGAGCAACAUCAGGAGUUAUCAUUUACUCCUCUUGUCUCUCCUGCGGUCACCCCGCUCGAGUCACAAUUCGCAAUUGACACGCAGUUCACCGUGCCGGGAGCUUACUUCAGCCCUCUGACAUCUCCCGCUCUCCAUGCACAGAACGAUGCAAACGCAGGCUUCGACCAGAGGCUGUCAAGUACCAAUUCGCCAGUGGACAUGGAGUUGGAGUCGCUUCCGGGUCCUGCUGCCCCAACUUCGGGAGAAGUAGUCAAGAAGCUGAGGAAGUCAACCACCACCAAGACGAGGAAAAGCACGGUCAAGUCAUCUCCUAUCACCAAAGCGCAGAGGAGGAAAACGUUGACUACGCCCAUUAUGAAGUCGCAACAGGCGCUGAAUCAAGUUGUCGAAGACCUUGAAUCGCGAGACCAACAGAUGUCUCAGCUGCCACCUCCUGCUCCUCAGUCAUCUCACGCGACCGCGUUCGGAGGCACCACCGAUUCCGAAAAUGGCUCCGUCUCUCCCCAGAACCUGAGCGAUAUGCCUCCGCCUCCGGUGCCAAAGUCAAAGUCUGCCCGCCCUUCCCCGUACAUGGGGCCGCAGAACGGGGCCGCAGCACACAAUCUUGCUACUCUACCAGGCCAUCCUUCUCCAGCCACACCUGCGUCAUUGAUGAAACUGCCCUCACCCAAGGCAAACAAGUCAAGUAGUAGGGCAACGAGCCAGGAGCCGGCUCCGAAUGAGCACAUUGAGAUGUUUGAGCUUCCCGAGUCUGUCAACUCGACCUUCCAAAAGCCCAACCCACGGCCCAUUGAGACUAGGUCGCAAACUCAAUCACCCGCUCUCUCGCCAAUGUCGACAAAGACUCCCGGCGCUCAUCCCGCGCUGUCUCCCGCUACGUUCGCCAAGCCUCCCGCCCCGGGAUCGGCGACUGCCAGCCCUCAGCUGACCCCAGGUCCCCCCUCUGGGUCCUUGCGAAAGACGCCACAGAUGCUUCCCCGAGGUAGCAAAAAGCGAGGCAGCAUCAAUUCCGUGCACGUGUCGCCUGCUCUCCGGCCCAAGAUCUCGCCCAAUAUCAAGCCUCUGCUUCCGGGCGGCACUACAGCUGAGGACACCGCAUCGCUCUUGCUCGCUUCCAAGUCCAACUAUCAGAACAUUCUUGAGGGAAACAAUGUGCCUGGUGUCUCAUAUCCCAGCGAGCUAUCGACGAACCUUACCUCGAAGAGGACGUCUCACAAGAUUGCCGAACAGGGUCGGAGAAACCGGAUCAACUCGGCUCUCCAAGAGAUCGCAACCCUGCUCCCCGCGGUCCCUCCCAAGGAUAGCGAAGGCGAAGGCAGUGAUGGGAAGAAAGAGGGAAAGAACGGAGCCAACAGCGUGCCCAACAGCAAGGCGAGCACGGUCGAGCUGGCGAUCGAGUAUAUCAAGCAGCUGAAGCAGGAGGUCGAAGAAGCGAACAAGCGGGCCGAGGAGGCUGAAAAGAAACUUGCUAUGCAAGCGUGA
This is a messenger RNA of Thyridium curvatum, 2040 nucleotides long. RefSeq lists its product as uncharacterized. The transcript is spliced from 2 exons. Bases 1 to 2040 code for a protein of 679 amino acids. The record is from RefSeq and is a predicted model, not a curated record. Gene Ontology annotation, molecular function: protein dimerization activity. NCBI's taxonomy places the organism in Eukaryota, Fungi, Ascomycota, Sordariomycetes, Thyridiales, Thyridiaceae.